This is a messenger RNA of Zonotrichia leucophrys gambelii, 864 nucleotides long. It is a transcript of the gene RPL19, whose product is annotated as ribosomal protein L19. Gene Ontology annotation, cellular component: ribosome; cytosolic large ribosomal subunit. The transcript is spliced from 6 exons. NCBI's taxonomy places the organism in Eukaryota, Metazoa, Chordata, Aves, Passeriformes, Passerellidae. Gene Ontology annotation, biological process: translation. The coding region runs from base 211 to 801 and encodes 196 amino acids. The record is from RefSeq and is a predicted model, not a curated record. Gene Ontology annotation, molecular function: RNA binding; structural constituent of ribosome.
CACUCCUCUCGCACGCAUCCCGCGUGGGUCUCGGUCUUUUAUAUAAGCGGUCACGCGUGAUUUCAUCGCGUUUGUUUCUUUAUCGCAUUUGCGGCUGCGGGGAGACCGCGGGGACAGGCGCGGGGGGGAGGAUAGGAUGGUACAUCCCGCAGGCAGAGGGCGUGGUCAGCGCUGCCGCUGCGUCUCUCCGGCCCCGGCGCCGCCGCCGCCAUGAGUAUGCUCCGGCUCCAGAAGAGGCUGGCCUCCAGCGUGCUGCGCUGCGGGAAGAAGAAGGUGUGGCUUGAUCCCAACGAGACCAACGAGAUCGCCAAUGCCAACUCCCGGCAGCAGAUCCGCAAGCUGAUCAAGGAUGGGCUGAUCAUCCGCAAGCCCGUGACCGUGCACUCGCGCGCCCGCUGCAGGAAGAACACGCUGGCCCGCAGGAAGGGCCGGCACAUGGGCAUCGGCAAGAGGAAGGGCACGGCCAACGCCCGCAUGCCCGAGAAGGUCACCUGGAUGCGGCGCAUGCGGAUCCUGCGGCGGCUGCUGCGGCGCUACCGCGAGUCCAAGAAGAUCGACCGGCACAUGUACCACAGCCUGUACCUGAAGGUCAAGGGCAACGUGUUCAAGAACAAGCGGAUCCUCAUGGAGCACAUCCACAAGCUGAAGGCCGACAAGGCCCGCAAGAAGCUCCUGGCGGACCAGGCGGAGGCGCGGCGCUCCAAGACCAAGGAGGCGCGGAAGCGCAGGGAGGAGCGGCUGCAGGCCAAGAAGGAGGAGAUCAUCAAAACCCUGUCCAAGGAGGAGGAGGCCAAGAAGUGACCGGGGGCUGUCCCCGAGCCUGUCCCAUCCCCAGGCCCCCAAUAAAACAUCCCGGACUCUCCA